CCUCGUCCUCGACUCGUUGCCGAUGGGCUGUUCUCCACUUCUUCUCUGUUGCUGCCACUGCUUCCUUCUUCCAUUUUUGUUUCACGAGCUUGGAGAGUGUCUUUUAGGCAUCGAAACAAGGAAAUCAAAAGCCAUCAUCAUUCUCUGUCCCAUCCGCAUCCUUAGCUUGGUGAGGCCUUCCGAGAUCCUUUCUUCCCAAGUUGCUAGCAUUUUCUUGCUUAGCUUCUCUGGUACAUUAGCUCUUAUCUCUUCACCACUUUCAGCAGCCCAGCUCUGUCUUUUGGGUAUGACUUCCUUUUCUUUUUCGAUUUAGAAUUUCAAAUUCUUAGGGUUUGACCAGUGACAAUGGGCAUUGUGUAUGUGUUUGGCAAUGGGUGAUUUUUCUUUUUUUUCUAUUUCUCUGCAUUUUGCAAUUUGCAUGCAGUUUUCUCUGUAGUGGAUUUUUCUUUGCACAUUUUGCAAUUCAAUUUUCUCUUGAUGUGCUUGAUUGCAAUUCAUGAAUGAUGAAACAGUUGUGUGGCAAUGGGUGAUUGUGUGUGUGUUUAGUGGUGGCUGAUUGUUAUUCUUCCAAAUAAGGAUCUUUAUAAUUA
This is a messenger RNA of Rubroshorea leprosula, 590 nucleotides long. Lineage: Eukaryota; Viridiplantae; Streptophyta; Magnoliopsida; Malvales; Dipterocarpaceae. The record is from the annotation of a GenBank genome assembly.